Messenger RNA from Myiozetetes cayanensis, 7358 nucleotides. It is a transcript of the gene FRMD4A, whose product is annotated as FERM domain containing 4A. Gene Ontology annotation, biological process: establishment of epithelial cell polarity. The transcript has 24 exons. Lineage: Eukaryota; Metazoa; Chordata; Aves; Passeriformes; Tyrannidae. Gene Ontology annotation, cellular component: adherens junction; bicellular tight junction; cytoskeleton. The record is from RefSeq and is a predicted model, not a curated record. The coding region runs from base 361 to 3498 and encodes 1045 amino acids.
UAGAACAUUCUCCCCAGAAGCUUAAUUCUUCCACCUCUAUGGCACAGCAAUCCUGCUGAGCAAACUACACCGAGAAAACAGAAGGAAGCUAAAGAUACACUGCUUGAAGCAUGUUGUUAAGGUUACGAGGCUUGGGGUUUCCUCUUUUUUAUUUUUUUUUUCCCCGUUUCCCGCCUCCUUCUUUCAAACAAGCCACAUCUUGACUCAUAUGGUCUGAUGUGAAAACCCACUCAGCUAUUUGAUAGUUGGGAAAUCUAGAUGAGACUGUAAGUUAUUUCAAAGGAAGCCUGUGUGUGCUGUGAACUCUCUCCCUCUCUCUCACACACACACACAAGCACACACGCGGGGCAGCUCCGCACUAUGGUAGUGCAGACAGCUGUGACUCCGGGUAGGACCCGAAGACUUUUAUUCAAAAUACCGUAUGGAUCACUGAGGAGGCGCAGUGUGGAAAGGAUGACGGAGGGUCGCAGAUGCCAAGUGCACCUCCUUGACGACAGGAAGCUGGAGCUCCUCGUUCAGCCAAAGCUUUUGGCCAAGGAGUUGCUUGACUUGGUGGCAUCUCAUUUCAACCUGAAGGAGAAGGAGUACUUUGGAAUUGCAUUCACAGAUGAAACGGGACACUUGAACUGGCUUCAGCUGGACCGGCGGGUGCUGGAACAUGACUUCCCCAAAAAGUCAGGACCGGUUGUUUUGUACUUUUGUGUCAGGUUCUACAUUGAAAGCAUCUCCUAUCUGAAGGACAAUGCCACCAUCGAGCUGUUUUUCUUGAACGCCAAGUCCUGCAUCUACAAGGAACUCAUUGAGGUUGACAGUGAAGUGGUGUUUGAACUGGCUGCGUACAUCUUGCAGGAGGCAAAGGGAGAUUUUUCAAGCAAUGAAGUUGUAAGGAAUGAAUUAAAGAAGCUGCCAGCCCUUCCGACACCGGCACUGAAGGAGCAUCCUUCCCUCGCCUACUGUGAGGAUCGAGUCAUUGAACAUUACAAGAAACUAAAUGGUCAGACAAGAGGUCAAGCAAUUGUGAAUUACAUGAGCAUUGUAGAAUCCCUCCCAACAUAUGGAGUGCAUUAUUAUGCAGUAAAGGACAAGCAGGGAAUUCCAUGGUGGUUAGGACUUAGCUACAAGGGGAUUUUUCAAUAUGACUACCAUGACAAAGUGAAACCAAGAAAGAUCUUUCAAUGGAGGCAGCUGGAGAACCUCUAUUUCCGCGAGAAGAAGUUCUCGGUGGAGGUGCACGAUCCGCGCAGGGCAUCUGUGACCAGGAGGACUUUUGGGCAUAGUGGCAUUGCUGUGCACACGUGGUACGCCUGUCCAGCACUAAUCAAGUCUAUCUGGGCUAUGGCCAUUAGUCAACACCAGUUCUACCUGGACAGGAAGCAAAGCAAGUCCAAGAUUCAUGCUGCAAGAAGCCUGAGUGAGAUUGCGAUUGACCUGACCGAAACUGGAACGCUCAAGACCUCGAAGCUGGCCAACAUGGGGAGCAAAGGCAAAAUUAUCAGCGGCAGCAGCGGGAGUCUUCUGUCAUCAGGUUCCCAAGAGUCAGAUAGUUCUCAGUCUGCCAAGAAAGACAUGCUGGCUGCACUGAAAUCCAGGCAAGAAGCUUUGGAAGAGACCCUGCGCCAACGCUUGGAAGAGCUAAAGAAACUGUGCCUGCGAGAAGCGGAGCUCACAGGAAAGCUGCCACGAGAAUACCCCCUGGAUCCCGGGGAGGAGCCGCCUAUUGUGAGGAGAAGAAUAGGAACUGCCUUUAAACUGGAUGAGCAGAAAAUCCUGCCUAAGGGAGAGGAGGCAGAGCUGGAGCGACUGGAGAGGGAAUUUGCCAUCCAGUCCCAGAUCACAGAGGCUGCCCGGCGCCUGGCGAGCGACCCGAACGUCAGCAAGAAGCUGAAGAAGCAGAGGAAGACAUCCUAUCUGAAUGCACUGAAGAAGCUGCAGGAGAUCGAGAAUGCCAUCAACGAGUAUCGCAUCAAAUCAGGAAAGAAGCCAACCCAGAGGGCCUCCCUGAUCAUAGAUGAAGGAAACAUUGCCAGUGAAGACAGCUCCCUCUCGGACGCCCUUGUUCUUGAGGAUGAGGAUUCUCAGAUCACCAGCACAAUCUCCCCUCUCCAGUCCCCACACAAAGGACUCCCUCCCCGGCCGCCGUUGCACAACCGGCCCCCUCCUCCGCAGUCGCUGGAAGGGCUCCGCCAGAUGCAUUAUCACCGCAACGACUAUGACAAGUCCCCCAUCAAGCCCAAGAUGUGGAGUGAGUCAUCCUUGGAUGAGCCCUAUGAGAAGGUCAAGAAACGCUCCUCGCACAGCCAUUCCAGCAGUCACAAGCGGUUCCCCAGCACUGGGAGCUGUGCCGAGGCGGGAGGGAGCAGCUCUCUGCAGAACAGCCCCAUCCGGAGCCUUCCCCACUGGAACUCCCAGUCCAGCAUGCCGUCGACGCCAGAUCUACGGGUACGCAGUCCGCACUACGUCCACUCCACACGGUCAGUAGACAUCAGCCCAACCAGACUGCACAGCUUAGCUCAGCACUUUAGGCACCGGAGCUCCAGUUUGGAGUCACAAGGAAAGCUCCUCGGCUCAGAAAAUGAGACAGGGAGCCCCGAUUUCUACACCCCAAGGACUCGUAGCAGUAACGGCUCUGACCCCAUGGACGACUGCUCUUCCUGCACCAGCCAUUCCAGCUCUGAGCACUACUACCCCGCUCAGAUGAACCCCAACUACUCCACCCUGGCAGAGGAUUCCCCGUCGAAAGCCAGAGAACGGCAGAGGCAAAGGCACAAAUCAGCAGGCAACCUGGUCUCUUCCAAUUCAGGGAGCAUGCCCAACCUGGCUGCGAGGAACGGGACGGGACACCACCGUGUCUACCUGCACAGCCAGAGCCAGCCCUCCUCCCAGUACAGGAUCAAAGAAUACCCCUUGUACAUUGAGGGCAGCUCCACGCCCGUGGUGGUGCGGAGCCUGGAGAACGACCAGGAGGGACAUUACAGCGUGAAAGCACAAUUCAAAACCUCCAACUCCUACACGGCAGGGGGGAUGUUUAAGGAGAACUGGCACGGGGAUGAAGUGGACUCGGUCAGGCUCACCCCCUCCCGCUCCCAAAUCAUAAGGACUCCAUCUCUGGGCAGGGAGGGCCACGAGAAAGGCUCGGGUAGGACUGCGGUGUCGGACGAGCUGCGGCUCUGGUACCAGCGGUCCACGGCCUCCCACAAGGAGCACAGCCGCCUCUCGCACACGAGCUCCACCUCCUCGGACAGCAGCUCCCAGUACAGCACAUCUUCACAAAGCACCUUUGUGGCGCACAGCCGGGUCACGAGAAUGCCUCAGAUGUGUAAAGCGACAUCAGCUGCCUUACCUCACAGCCAGAGGAGUUCCACGCCGUCGAGUGAACUCGCAGCCACGCCGCCGGGCAGUCCCCACCACAUUCUCACAUGGCAGACUGGAGAAGCAACAGACAACUCACCCACUAUGGAUGAGUCUCAGUCUCCAACCCACCAAAGUACUGAUGAAUAGAGGAACUACAAUGAUAGCUGUUUCCUGGAUUCUCCCCUCUAUCCAGAAUUAGCAGAUGUCCAGUGGUAUGGGCAGGAAAAAGCCAAGCCUGGGACUCUAGUGUGAACCCCUGACCUCAAGUUAAUCACAUCAAUGCCAUUCUGAGAUCACCUCACUGCCUCUCAUUUGCCUUACCCAGAUGCACUGUCACCCAGCACCAGCUUCAACUCUAAGCACUUUUCUCACGAUGCAGUUCAAGGCGACACUUACGGAACACUGGCCCUGAGACAUCCACCGCGGCAGCGACGGAGCGCAGCACAUCCCACGGCCAGGCAGGUGCCCGUCCCUCCCACGGCAGUGGCUGGAGAGGAGCAGACACCUGAACAGCCAGGUGGCAGUUUAAAAAUUGGUUUUCCUUGGAAACAGUGGAAGCCUCUCAAGGCUUGCAUCAAAUCUUCUUAGUGUUCCACGGCACGUAACAGCAGUAAGAGUUCCAUGACCUGCGAGCUGAAGCCAACAGAAUUAGUUUUAAGGGGGUGGGGAUGGGACAGAGGCUGAGAAAUGGAUACCAUAGUCCUGAAAGUGCAUCUGUUCUGAAGAAACAGCAAAAUCCCAUCACUGCAGAGAUAUGUUAGUGUCACAGUCAGAUCGGCACUGCCAAAAAUCACCGCACCACCAUUUGCAGGACAAGUUUGCUCGCAAGUUUUAGCUACGAGAACAUCUCCCUCCUUUUAACUCGGUGGCAAACACGGCCACCUCCUGUAAAAUGGCAUUUCCUUCUUCGCUUGGAGCCCACCUAUACGCAAGUAAAACAACCCCCCGCGCUGCAGACACACCAGAGUUCUGGGCUGGUAUCACAGCACCGCUGUCUAAAAGCUACUGUUAAACUGGACAAACAAGGUUUACGAAGGCAUUACCUAAAGCAGAGGCGAGUACUGCACUCACAGCACCUCUGCGGCUGGCACAGGGUGCCCACCAAUGCACAGAGAGGUUGGGGGUUGCGCCGGUUGCUUUGAUAAAAGAUAAAAAUUGCCAAAAACAAAACCAAAACAAACCUUUCUGCAAACAGAUACAGCCGAUAAAUUCGAAUCGAUUUCUGCACAAAGCGUCAAGGUGAAGUCAAAGGGCGAGCACGUCGCAGUCGAAUCGGCGCGGUAGGGCUGAGUCAACAUAUCGGUUCCACUCACCUUCCCUUCGUUAGCACCCGUGUAGCAAAGGGCUCGUCACCCGCGUGCUGCUGCGUGGGAGAACCGGUCUGUCGGGGAGACGGGAAGGCUCCGCAGCAGAGCAGGGUCGGACAACCAGCAGGCAGGCAGAUCUUCCCAUUGCAAGACCACAGGGAAGAGAAGCGACGGCGGGCGGCGCUGGGCACGAGCGAGGGCUGCCUGCUGAUACCAAAAGGAAUCGCACGAGCGCGUCACGGAAGGAGCCGCGAGUUUACACGUACUUUUGAGCAAUGCUUUAUUCACGUCAAGCCAUGGAACUUUAAAAGGCCUCAAAGACACUUUUGUAACGAACAAGUGCACAAUCUAGGUGGAUGUUGAAGCUGGCACGGUCUAGUCUUCACUGCGGUGCUAUGCUGUUUUUAUUGCCACUCGAUGGGGGGAGGCGCCCGGCCUUCCCUCGUUGGUGCGUGCAAACGAUGAUUUCCUAUGGGAAAGGCAUUAAAAGAAACGGCUGGAGGGGGGUUACUUUGUGAAAAGCAGAAACUGAAGUUAGCUUUAGUUUUAAGGAAAAAGGAAAAAAAAAACAAACGUGUGAGCGUGUGUGUGUGUUUGAGUGAGAGUGUGUGUGUGUGUUUCCAAGAAUAACAACAGCGUCUACCAGACAAAGAAGGGCGAAACGUUUCAAAUUAAACACAGCGACUUGGGGGGCUGCCACACCUUUUGGUAUUAAAAUUGCUGGAAAACUGCAUUCCAGGCUUUAAAAGAGAAGGGUUCUGCAUAAUUAGGCUUUGAAAAACGAUGGGGUUUCUAAGCAUUAAUACCUUUCUGCAACUCUCACCAGAAACGUUGGCUUCAGUUCCCUGCGCUGCUGCCUCACAUGGCUGGUAAGGCAGGGGGUGGCCUUGCAGAGAUGAGACAGUGACAGGCAGAAAGGCUGUUUAUUUGUCCAGGGGAAUCCACGGCAGAGUCAGGAUUGGAUGGGGCAAAAGCCGAGGCUGGAUGGGGCUCUGAGGCAAGCUGGUCUCGUGGAAGGUGUCCCUGCCUGUGGCAGGGGGUUGGAACAAGAUGAUCCUUAAGGUCCCUUCCAACCCAAACCAUUCUAUGAUUCUGGGAUAAGGAAACCCUUUCAUACUCACACAUGAAACAUAAAUUAAUUACUCCUAUUAAAAAAAAACAAACACCCACACUAAAACAACAAAAAACACGGGCCAGGGGUUUCAAACGUGGCCACACAAACCUUGUGCUUUUGGGCCUCCUUGAAGCUUCACCCUGGGAGUGUAACGCCCUGUGACAGUAAUUGAAGCCUUGUAUCCAAUUCUGGAAGAACAGCCAGCGGUGAGAUUACACCCUUCACUUGGACAUGCAAAAUGCUGUUUUCACCAUCUCUUUGUGCAUUGGGGUCUUUAACACAGGAAUUAUUUCAAGCUCCUAAUUGGAUUUUUAGCUGGAUAAGAGAUAGUACUGAUUAAUGACAUUUACUGAUAAGAUUUGGAAGCUAAAGUGAAAGGAUUAAAUAAGGACCAAAUUAAGCAGCAGCGAGUAAUUUAGCCCAAGGAUUUUUAGGGGCUCUGAGCAACUGUCUGUUUUCUUUUUAAUUUCCCUGGUAAGUGGUUUGGGUUGGUUUUUUUUUUAAUGUGUACCUUCUUUUAAUUAAAAAGAAUUCAACAACAGCGGCACUAUGACGCCUCUGGGCACUACAGGAAGAAACAUUAAUUCCUCCAAGACCAGCUCUGCAGUCUUGCAGCAAAGGUUAAAAGGUGGCAGCCCUGAAAUUGGAGGGGGGAAAAAAACCCAGAAUGUUUAGCCUGAAUUGCAAACAGGCUGGAGUGAAGAAAAAGCUUUCUAGAAACGGAUUGAGUUUUGCUUUGUGUUCUGCUUUUCUGGUUUGCAAUCAAGGCACAUGUGAGCAGCCAGUCUGGUAGUAAAGACAGAUUAAGUAAAACAGGUUUUACUGUUUAGCUCAAUUCAAUUAAACACAAAUGUACAUAAAAUGUUAAUCAUAUGAGAUUAACAUAUUUAAGUAUAGCACGGAGGGGUAUAUACAUAGCUAUUAUAGACAAGCACUUGACUACCAACUUAACCCCUCCUUUUUUUAUUUUUCAAGGCUCCAUCUGCCAUAAAGCCACAACCGCGUUCUUCGUCUCCGUUGUCUGACGCUCCCUCUGUGUGGGCAGGAGCCAGUGGACAGUCCAUGCACUGGGCUGUGCUGGAGGCAGGGUUUAUUUUUAAAUGGUAUUAUAUGCAGUCGAGUGUUGAAAAUGUUGAAACAAGUCCAAUUUGUUUUCACUCUGUAUUAGUUUUAGUUUCAGGCAUAGCCGAUCCCCAUUCAGGUGCUAUCAGAUGACCAGUUACUGCUUAGUUAACUAGAUGUAAAGUUUUACAUAUAUAUUAAUGUCAAUAGUUUUAUUACAGGUUGUGUAAAAUGGACUCUCUAGUUUAAAAAAAAAAAAAAAGAAAAAAAAAAAAAAAGGAAGAAAAAAAAAAAAUUAGGUCUCUCCUGAAAUUGAACUUUAGAGCAUGGAAAAUGAUUUUACUGGAUUCUGUUCAACUGUAAUCAAGGAAAAAAAAAAUAUGUAUGUUGUAGAAAAAGUUGCAGAAUUAAAAAAGAUCUGCUUUUAAUUUAUUCUUUUUGUAUUAAGAAUUUGUAUAGUUACCUUUACAUUUUGCAAAACGGUGUUGUCAACACUUCCUUAUUAAAGCAUUUUCAAAAUGAAA